AUGCUACAUAUCUGCGGCGACGAUUUUAAGCACAUUUUUGGCGAGCCGCAUGUCGCCAAAGAUAAUCUUGAGCUCUUUGACUAUUUCACCCGAGAAUACAAAACUAUCACUACGAAGCUUCUCGCCCAACUUUCCGAUGUGUUUAAUCUAGCCUGGGUACUUAUCUCUGCCUUGUUUGAUGAAGAAAUACUUGUGACCCCAUUCACCUCUGGAUUUCGACUUCUAUCCUACAAGGAUGCUACCGGGGCAGAAAAAUGCGGGUCACGAAUAUAUUAUCCUCCUCUUUCAUCGGAUACCUCUACAUCUAUCGCCUUCCUCGGCCCGGUAAAUUUAGUCAUCCAGCCCAUUUCAAUAGUUGCCCAGUAUGUUCGGAGUGGCCAACAUCAAUAUUUCGUCAUCAACGCUUCGAACUUCAUGCGUACGAUGGGAAACAGGCUCCAGUGGUAA
Molecule: messenger RNA, 447 nt
Organism: Aspergillus pseudotamarii
Lineage: Eukaryota; Fungi; Ascomycota; Eurotiomycetes; Eurotiales; Aspergillaceae
Exons: 1
Coding region: 1-447 (148 amino acids)
Source: RefSeq, a predicted model, not a curated record